CUGGUAUUUCUUCGCUUUUACUUUGCCUCUCUUACUCACAUUCAUGGCCAUUGCACCACUAUUUAUGUCUGUGUGAACUGAUCUCUCUUGCCCAUUUGACCGCCUUAUCGGACUCAUUGCAACCAUGGAGACAUAUCUCCAAUAUCGGCGGAUCGGCAAAGUCAUCCGUCAACAGCUGGAGUCAAACAAUGUCGAAACUGCGCGGCAACUGCCCUUUCUUUCCCGACAGGAAACACGCGUUGUCAACGGACGAGCUGUUCUCAUUGUGGGAUGGGAUGCGCCUGACGACCCAAUGAACCCGCGCAACUGGCCCAAGUUUCGACGCGUUUACACCACCUUGAUUAUCUCUGCCAUUGCUUUGAUGGUGGGCCUUGCUGCACCUAUCGAUGCUACCGUCCUACCUCAGGCUGCGAAAGACCUUCAUGUGAGCGAAGUGGCCGAGUCACUCGCUGUCGGUGUGUUCUUGGUAGGCUUUGGGCUGGGUGCACUUCUGGUUGGCCCCUUCUCUGAAGUCCUGGGGAGAAAUGCCACCUAUAUUGUCUCUCUGGCGUCUAUGUGCAUCUGGCUCAUGGCAUCGGCACUGGCACCCAACUUCGGAGCCCAGGUCGUCUUCCGAUUUUUGGCAGGCUUCAGUGGUGCCACGCCGCUCGUCUGCGCUGGUGGAUCGGUGUCCGACAUGUUUACACCGCUGGAGAAGACUUAUAUGUUUCCUGUCUUUGCGAUUCCUGGCUUUCUCGGCCCUCCACUGGCGAGUGUGAUGGGCGCAUGGAUUCCAGGCUCUCCUUACCUGCAUACCUGGCGAUGGACUGAAUGGGUGGCAUUAUUGACUGGAGGCGUGGUCUUCUUCUUGACGUUCCUCUUCCAGCCUGAGACCUUUCCACCGCUGCUGUUGAGUUGGAAAGCAAAGCACCUACGCGCCAUCACGGGCGAUGACCGCUACUACGCCGAACACGAGCUCGAGCAUGUAUCGGUGCUGAAACGACUGAGGGUGGCACUACCCAGGCCUUUUAUUAUGGCUUUCAGGGAACCCGUCAUUUCCCUGAUUUGCCUGUACAUGACGGUGCUGUACAUCAUCCUGUUCACCUUCUUCGACGGAUACGACUAUAUCUUUCGCCAAACAUACAACAUUUCGCAAGGUCUUUCGAACACGAUCUUCAUCGGCAUAGCGGUUGGAAUUCUCUUUGGUGCUGUAUGGCUACCUUGGAUCUACAAGAAGACGGUCCGGGCGCAAGCGGAGGCCGAGUCAAAGGGCAGAAAGCAAUUCGAUCCCGAGAUUCGAUUAUGGUUUGCCAUGCUCGGUGGCGCACCUGCAAUUCCGGUGUCGUUGUUCUGGAUGGGAUGGUCAGCUUCGCCGAACGUGUCCAUCUGGUCACCUAUCAUGGCCUCGGUCCUCUUCGGUUACGGCGUUAUCAUGAUCUUUAUUAGCUCCUACAUGUACAUCAUCGACAGCUACGAGAUGUAUGCUGCUAGCGCUCUUACCUUUGCGACUUUGAGCCGAUACUGUGUGGCUGGUGGCAUGGUUGUUGUUGGUGUGCCGUUCUAUUCGAAUGUUGGUAUGCAUUGGACGUUGACGAUCAUGGGCUGUCUCAGUUUGCUGCUGGCACCUAUUCCGUAUGUCUUUUACAAAUACGGCCACCUCAUCAGGAAAAAGAGUCGAUUCGCGGUCAACCGGGCUGUUGAAGAGGAGCCGAAGCCGGUGGUACCAGAAUCGUCUGGGUCGUCGUCAAUGAACAUUCCUAUCGAACGUGAAGACAAGCCCGAGGAAGGUGACCAAGGGUGGCGAGGGACUCCAGCCGUUGCUCAUUAGGCUACUGAGAUGUCUCGGUAUAUCCAUAGUGUCUAUGAUCGUUAACAUAGCAAGCGUUGCAAGUGUCAGCAUGGUGCUUAUAGGUUACAGAUAAUAGGUACAGUAUGAAUGCGUUUAUGGCAUCUGUUGUGGGGGCCAGAAUCCUAGCGGCUCGUCCCGUUCAGGCUAUGGACUCAGGCCUUGGCUGCCGAAGGAGGCCUCCCUAGCCCAAGCCCCUACGCAGUCGAAUGCUGGGGCAUGUUUGGGUUCUGACGCGCCAAC
This is a messenger RNA of Exophiala viscosa, 2068 nucleotides long. Its product is annotated as MFS transporter. Gene Ontology annotation, molecular function: transmembrane transporter activity. The coding region runs from base 125 to 1807 and encodes 560 amino acids. NCBI's taxonomy places the organism in Eukaryota, Fungi, Ascomycota, Eurotiomycetes, Chaetothyriales, Herpotrichiellaceae. Gene Ontology annotation, cellular component: plasma membrane. The record is from RefSeq and is a predicted model, not a curated record. Gene Ontology annotation, biological process: transmembrane transport. The transcript is spliced from 2 exons.